Molecule: messenger RNA, 1605 nt
Organism: Sclerotinia borealis F-4128
Lineage: Eukaryota; Fungi; Ascomycota; Leotiomycetes; Helotiales; Sclerotiniaceae
Source: the annotation of a GenBank genome assembly
AUGGCGGACCUUGUACAAAAUAUCACUUACGCCUCACCUGUUGCAGAUGCAAAAUUUGCUCAGAUUAUUGGACAUUCUCAAAUCAAUGGCUAUGUAGCCAAACUCGCAGAAGUAAGCGCAUGGCAGCUUGUUCUUACAAUUCUUUGCAUCUUGGUAGCUUAUGAUCAAUGUAGCUAUCUUUGGCAAAAAGGUUCAAUUAUCGGUCCAGCAUGGAAAGCCCCCUUUAUUGGUCCAUUCUUACAAUCCGUCAAUCCAAAAUUUCAUGAAUAUCAAGAAAAAUGGGCGAGCGGUGAACUCAGUUGCGUGUCUGUUUUCCACAAAUUCGUUGUGAUUGCUUCUACUCGCGAUAUGGCUAGAAAGGUUUUCAAUUCACCCGCAUACGUUAAGCCAUGUGUAGUCGAUUCAGCACACAAGUUGUUGGGUGAGACCAACUGGGUAUUCCUCGAUGGAAAGGCUCACGUAGAUUUCCGCAAGGGUCUCAAUGGAUUGUUCACUCGCAAAGCUCUCGACUGCUAUCUCCCAGGACAAGACGACGUCUACAACCAAUACCAAGAGCGAUUCGCCAAGGUUACCGAGGAAGCCGGAGGAAAUCCCGUUCCAUUCAUGUCCGAAUUUCGAGAACUGUUGUGCGCCGUUUCCUGCCGUACAUUCGUUGGUUUCUAUAUCUCCGAUGAAGCUAUCAAGAAGAUCGCCGACGAUUACUACAAUAUCACUGCUGCUUUGGAAUUGGUCAAUUUCCCUAUCAUUCUUCCAUUCACCAAGUCCUGGUAUGGAAAAAUCGCCGCCGAUAUGGUCCUUGAGGAAUUUACUAAGUGUGCCGCAAAGAGCAAGGUUCGCAUGGCUGCUGGUGGUGAAGUAUCCUGCAUCAUGGAUGGAUGGGUUAAGUCUCAACUCGAGUCCGCUACUUGGCGUGAGGCGGAAGCAAAGGGUUCAGCGGAAGGAAUGACGAAGCCAACACCAUUACUCCGUGAAUUUACCGACUUCGAAAUCGCUCAAACUGUCUUCACUUUCUUAUUUGCUUCGCAAGAUGCUACUAGCAGUGCUGCUACCUGGUUAUUCCAAGUUAUGGCUCAGCGUCCUGAGGUUUUAGAUAAGGUCCGCGAGGAAAACUUACGUGUCCGUGGUGGUGAUAAACGAGUUCGACCAAAUAUGGAUAUGAUGGAAAGCAUGAAGUAUACUCGUGCCGUUGUUAGGGAAUUAUUGAGAUGGCGCCCUCCGGUCCUUAUGGUUCCAUACGUCGCAAAGAAGCCAUUUCCCAUUACCCCAGACUACACUGUCCCUAAAGGAGCCAUGAUUAUACCAACAACAUAUCCAUCUUUACGCGACCCCGAUGUUUAUGACCGACCUGACGAAUUUGACCCUGAACGUUACUUCUCUGGCGAUGCCGAAGUAAAGGGUGCUAAGAAUUACUUGGUCUUCGGAACUGGUGCUCAUUAUUGUCUGGGACAAGAAUAUGCACAAAUGAACCUGGCUCUCAUGAUUGGAAAGGCUUCGAUGGAACUCGAUUGGGUUCAUCAUCCAACUCCAAAAUCGGAAGAGAUCAAGGUCUUCGCUACAAUCUUCCCUAUGGAUGAUUGUCCAUUGUCUUUCACCAAAAGAUCAUAA